Messenger RNA from Solea senegalensis (Senegalese sole), 3508 nucleotides. It is a transcript of the gene loxl2a, whose product is annotated as lysyl oxidase-like 2a. The record is from RefSeq and is a predicted model, not a curated record. NCBI's taxonomy places the organism in Eukaryota, Metazoa, Chordata, Actinopteri, Pleuronectiformes, Soleidae. Gene Ontology annotation, molecular function: copper ion binding; protein-lysine 6-oxidase activity. The transcript is spliced from 14 exons. Gene Ontology annotation, cellular component: membrane. Bases 158 to 2389 code for a protein of 743 amino acids. Gene Ontology annotation, biological process: peptidyl-lysine oxidation; sprouting angiogenesis.
UUGCCAGCUGUGAGGGGAGCAGAGAGAAGAAGAGAAGUAAAGGGACAAAGACUCAUAUCAUCAUCUAUUAUAGAGUUGUGCGUGCAGGACAGAGACUUUUGAGGCUUCACUGCGUCUCGUGUCAAAGUCUCUGGGUUUUCCUCCAUCCUCCUGCAUCAUGCUGCACCUAGUUUCCAUUCACUGUGUCUCAUUUGCUUUGCUGCUCAUGUGGACUCAGUGCAGCGCCCAGUCAGACUCUAGCACUGCUGGAAUCCAGCUGCGUCUGGCUGGGGAGAAGAGGAAACACUACGAGGGUCGGCUGGAGGUUUUCUACAAUGGAGAGUGGGGGACAGUGUGUGACGAUGACUUCACCAUAUAUGCCGCCCAAGUGGUGUGCAGAGAGCUUGGCUUCCUGAAUGCUGAUUCCUGGUCGCCCUCUGCCAAGUAUGGUAAAGGAGAAGGCCGUAUCUGGCUAGACAAUGUGCACUGCACCGGGGGAGAAAAGAGCCUGGCUCAGUGUGAGUCCAACGGUUUCGGCGUGUCUGACUGCAAACACUCAGAAGACGUCGGCGUGGUGUGUAACCAGAAGCGCAUUCCAGGCUUCAAGUUCAUCCGGAACCAGGCCAAUAGCAUCGAGGGUGUGACAGUGCAGGUGGAGGACGUGAGGAUCAGGGCCACAUACUCUCACAGGAAAAGGAUUCCCAUCACAGAGGGCUUUUUGGAGGUGAAAGAUGGAGGCAAGUGGAGGCAGAUUUGUGACGAAGAGUGGACGGGGAUGAACAGCAAGGUCAUCUGUGGCAUGUACGGCUUCCCUGGGGAGAAACGCUUCAAUAACCGAGCCUACAAAUUGUUGGCCAAUCGUCGUAAGAAGAACUACUGGGGUUUCUCUGUCAACUGCACCGGCAACGAGGCCAACUUGUCCGACUGUAAAAUGGGCAGGGAGAUCGAGCUGAAGGGAAACAGCACCUGCGGACGGGGCAUGCCUGUCGUGGUCAGCUGUGUGCCUGGUCGUGCCUUUGCUCCCAGUGUCAGCAUGGGCUUUAGAAAGGCCUACAGAGUGGAGCAACCCCUGGUGCGUCUAAGAGGCGGCGCUAUGAUAGGCGAGGGCCGAGUGGAGGUGCUGAAGAACGGCGUGUGGGGAACAGUGUGCGACGACAACUGGAACAUUAGAGCUGCAACUGUGGUGUGUCGAGAGCUGGGAUUUGGCAGCGGCAAAGAGGCUCUGAGUGGAGCCCGAAUGGGACAAGGGAUUGGGCCGGUCCACAUGAAUGAGGUGGAAUGCUCUGGGUUUGAGAAGUCACUGACAGAGUGCCUCUUCAAUCGUGAGUCCGUGGGCUGCAGCCACGAGGAGGAUGCAGCUGUCAGGUGUCAUGUUCCUGCCAUGGGUUUCCAAAACAGACUGAGGUUAGCCGGUGGUCGUAACCCCUACGAGGGUCGCGUGGAGGUCCUGGCGGAGAGGAAUGGCACUCUGCAGUGGGGCACAGUGUGCAGUGACAGCUGGGGGACCAUGGAGGCCAUGGUCGUGUGCAGGCAGCUGGGGUUGGGCUUUGCCAGCAAUGCCUUCCAGGAGACGUGGUACUGGCAGGGAGAUUCCUCCUCUGAUGCAGUGGUGAUGAGUGGUGUGAGGUGUUCAGGAACAGAGCUGACCCUGGAUCAGUGCCUACAUCACGGGAAACACACAAUCUGUCCCAAAGGAGGUGGACGCUUCGCUGCUGGUGUCUCAUGCACUCAGGCUGCCCCAGACUUGGUCCUCAAUGCUCCGGUCGUAGAGCAGACCACGUACCUGGAGGACAGGCCCAUGUACGCGCUGCAGUGUGCCCAUGAGGAGAGCUGUCUUUCCAAAACCGCAGACAAAGCCGACCCCAGCUCCUACCGCCGUCUACUGCGCUUCUCCUCCCAGAUCCACAACAAUGGCCUGUCAGACUUCAGGCCACGGGCAGCACACCAUUCCUGGGUUUGGCAUGAAUGUCACAGACAUUACCAUAGUAUGGAGGUUUUCACCCACUACGACCUCAUGAGUUUAAACGGAACUAAAGUGGCGGAGGGACACAAAGCCAGCUUCUGCCUGGAAGACACCUAUUGUGAUGAGGGUAUCCAGAAAAGGUAUGAGUGUGCGAACUUUGGGGCACAAGGAAUCACAGUUGGCUGCUGGGACACCUACAGACACGACAUCGACUGUCAGUGGAUCGACAUCACAGACGUGAAGCCCGGCGACUACAUCCUGCAGAUUGUGAUAAACCCCAACUAUGAAGUUGCAGAGUCAGAUUAUACCAACAACAUAAUGAAGUGUCGCUCUCGGUACGACGGACAAAGGAUAUGGACAUACAACUGUCGUAUAGGUGGCUCAAUGAGUUCGGAAACAGACGACAUGUUCCCUGGACUCCUGACCAACCAGCUUUCACACAGGUAGACCAGAGAUGGACAACACAGACGGACAGACGAACAAUAGGAAUGGCAUUAAGAAUAUCUGACAACCACUAGAGGGGGUGUGCAGCUUCACUCCCUUGGAGCUGUGCUGGACUGAUGUUGAGCUCCACUUGAACAAAGGACAAUUAUUGCUUGCUUUCUAAGUGUAUUAAACCACAUUCAGCUGUAUAAGACGUUAUGUCUCAGACUCACUCGUCUUUUUAGUGAAUUCAAGGUUUUGACCUGGUGCUUUAUGGGAGAUCUUAUUUAUUCAAUUAACCGAGUCAAAGAAAAGUCCCUUUCUAGUCUUCAAUGAAAAACCUGCUUUUUAUUUACCUAUCAGUGGAGCUUAUUUGGGAAGGAUGAAAACAGUAUGGUGCUGAAACUGGUGCUGCAAGAAUCUUGCACUGUAUGUUUUUUUUUAAUGAAUCUCAUAGUUCUGGACUUCACGAGAAGCCAAGAACACAAUCUAAGGCAACAAUACAACAAAUAAGUCAAAGAUCAUCUGUAUUCAACUUUCUACAAAUUGUAAACACAACUCUAAUAUACAUAAAUGAAAGCUGGAUGUAUUUUUUCAUUUUCUGUCAGGGUCACCCUGGUGUUGAAUUCACUAUCUACUGAAUACAGUUGAUUUAUUUAUGCCAACACUUGCUUGGACCUGGUUCCUUUAGUAGUUUUGACGACCUGUGAUGGAUUUUCAGUCUUAAAUUCACAUCAUUAUUAAGCUGAGAGGGACAGUGCUUCUUGCUUCUUUAAUUUGGCGCUCCACAUACUUGUGUUCACCGAUGAAAAUGUUUUAUUUAUUGAUUUUGUUCUUGAUUGUUACGGUAGACACACAUUUUCAUCUUCAUACGACAUCUCCUUAGCUUUAUUCUUUUACUUUUGAUAAAUUAUUACCAUCAGGGAAUAUGUUAACAAUGUGGGUGUGUAAUGUCAGAGCCACACUUGGGUGUGAACAUGUAUUGUAAAUUACUUUUUUGAUGUCGCUGACUCAGUGAUCCCUCUUUUUUCUUUUCUUUUUUAAAGAAUACUUGUCAUUUGUUGGCUGUUUUUAUUUUGUAUGCAUGGGUGAAUUUUCAAUUUAUAUGAAGAAUGUUCAAAAUAAAUGCAAAGUUAAAGUGGA